Notodromas monacha is the source of this 2542-nucleotide messenger RNA. The record is from the annotation of a GenBank genome assembly. NCBI's taxonomy places the organism in Eukaryota, Metazoa, Arthropoda, Ostracoda, Podocopida, Cyprididae.
GUCGUGUCUACAUUCAGUUUCUUAACCUUGAUAUCUCGUGAUAAUCAUUUCCUGGAUUACUCCAUAUGUGAUAUAAAGUGAACUUGAGCAAGUAAAAAAAAAAGCAUGGACACGCCGGAAGGAAAGUGUUGGCGGUGCCUGAAAUCAGCCAAGUUCUGGUGCACUUCCUGUCAAUUUGCGCAGUAUUGCUCUCAGACUUGCGCUAAAACGGACAGAGGUGAUCAUGAGAAAGAAUGCGCACUGGGAACAUGGGGCGUUGGUCCUUGUGCCUAUUGUGGCAAAGAGGAAAGUUACAAUUGCAAAUGCGAGCAGUGUGGAGCAGCACGAUAUUGCAGUUCGAGUUGCUUGCUCCUGGACGAAAGGAAUCACAAGCCAGUUUGCGUCGACAUUCAAAAUCGGAUGCUUUCCAUGGCCAGAUCCAUUCGCACUUUGCGAAAGGACAUCGCUUCUGAUCUCACUCCUUGUUCGCGUCCGAGAACCUUGGCAGGUUGGGGGUUUCCGGCAUUGGAUAUUUUACGAGCCCAAGAAAACGAAUGGAGACUUCGGAAAAAUUGUUCCUUAUUCAAAAACUUUUCGGUGCUUAUUUUUGGCGCGGAUUUCAAACACGUUUUGGCAACUGUUGCUGGUUUGGGAGAUAAUCCUGUGAAGCAGCAGGAACCAUCAUUAAGCGGAGGUUCGGUCGACAUUUUGAAGCUGACGAUUGUGGAGGACGAUCCGGAGAUUUUAGCACGACUGGUGUUGCUCGUCCGAAUGUUGCAAAAUGAAUUCAUCGCAUCCGAGGCCGUCGUUCAGGCCAUGUACUACUGCCAUCUGGGAUUUCCAGAGCGUGAAGCAUUUCGCGGGAUUGUCCAAGGAGUGAUUGACGAGUUACUUCACGACGCCAACCUUCCUUCGAAAGAGAAGAAAAAGUCGGCAUUUUAUUGCAAGCGCACUCGUGCCCAGUUGUACUUGGUGUUCAAAGCCUGGAAGUCGUUAUUGUCGACGAAGCCAACAGCAGCAGCAGCAGGAGAUGACCAGCAUCAUCACGGCCGCCUUUCGGACGCCAUCAAGGCGUCAGUCGGCGCCGACGGUCACGCCGAUAAACUCGGGCAUUAUUUGGCGCAGUUGCCUUCGGAGUGGCUCCGCCGCAACGUUUUGCGCCAUCUGCUGCGCAAAACUUACGCGAAUUGCGAAGUCAGUCCCGUUUGCGUCAACCCGACUCUGGUCAAGAUUUGUGCCAAGGUGAACGAUCAUCAUGAGCAACCCGGUGCGGAUGGCGAAGAGAAGUUUGGAAAGAAAUUCGUUUUUCAACCCAGCGAGCAUCUCGAGCUCAUUUUCGAGGAUUGGCUUCCCAAUGCUUGUAAAUCAACCAUCAUUAAUAAGUUGCUCCAAUGGGAUGACGAAAGCAACGAUGACAUCAUUGGUCCUGUGUACGAGAAAAUGGUGGCUGAUUUCGUGGUUUCUGCCAGAAAGAAUAUUGACAAGUUCAAGGUUGUUUUCGUGCUGAAUUCCUUGGAGGAGUCGCUAUUAUUGAUGAAUGAUCAAAAAUUUGAUCGGAUUCUCACUGGACCGGAACAUGCUGAUCGCCUCGGGACCCCAUUUCUCAUCGAAUCAUGCGCAAACAUGAUCAAUGCAAUCAAUCCGGAUGCGAGACUCAUCACUUUCCAUUCAAUUUGGAGUCAAUUUCUCAAUUCGAAAAUCGAUCUGCUGACGGGAUUGUGUUCCUCGCACCGAGUCCCAAGUACUGCUGCUGAUGUACAGGAUAAAAAGCUCGUACCUCUGUUCUCAGUUGUUGCCAAUACCUCGAGUUCGUACGCUGAAGUACUUCGCCAAUUUCUCCGCGCAGAAUUGUUGGAAAACCGUGGGCAUUAUCACAAGGUCAAGCUUACUUUGGCGAAACUGCCGAAAUUUUCUGACGUGCAAAAUGGAUUAGACUUGCGAUUGGUGCAAUUUUCCCAGAAAAACAGAGUCGUUGUUCCUUUGAAGCUGAGAAAAAAAGGACGGGAACUUGUGAACUUGAAUGAAGACAUGAUAGCGUUGGAAUGGGUCCCUAAGGAGCAGCCCAAGGGAACCCAUCAGCAGAGGUCGAACCCAGCAGAACCGCAUUCCAUCUCUGGAUCGGAAAUGCUGCAACGCAUCGCGUCCCUGCCAUCCAGCAACACUUACUUUUCCCUUUUGCCACCAGCAGCAGCACCUGCGACGAGAACCCGAAUCACUUCUCAUCAUCAGCAACAACAGGUGCCUCGGAAACCCGAAAAUAAUGAGAAUAAGUACCAGCAGCAAGUACUACAGCAACAGCAGCCACGAGUCACUCACCUGUGACCCAACAGGAACGCACAAAAAAAAAAGCACCUGCGCCGACGAUCGAAGGACCCGAUGUUUAUAUAUAGUUGAAAACUAGGCCAAGAACUUUUAUUGGGCAUCAGUUUACGUGAUGUGAAAGGACGUGUGUGGUUUUUUUUUUUUGGUUUUGAUUUUAUUUUUUGGUCGAGUGUGGAUUGAGCUGAUGAUGAUGAUGAUGGGGGUCGAUCCCUGAGGCGGUUUUUUUUUUUUUAAGGAUGCG